UUGGCUUUGCCUUUCUGCAGUGCUCUGUGUCAGGCUUGGGCCAGGAACCAUGAGGCUCUGUGUCUGCUUCAUGUUGCUCUCCUUUAUUCUGUGCACAAGUGCUGAGACGCCACUACUAGUCCGAGGCGGACAAUUUGUCCGGGAUGCAGCGGGAGGGGCAUGGGAUAUGUUCAGAGCAUACCAGGACAUGCGCGAGGCAAAUUAUAAAGGUGCUGACAAAUAUUUCCAUGCUCGUGGGAAUUAUGAUGCUGCCCAAAGAGGACCUGGCGGUGCUUGGGCAGCCAAAGUGAUCAGCGAUGCCCGGGAAAAAUGGCAAAGCGACGUGAGUGGCAGAGGCGCAGAAGACACCCGAGCCGACCAAGAGGCGAAUGAGUGGGGCAGAAGCGGCCGGGAUCCCAACCGCUACAGACCUGCGGGCCUCCCCAGCAAAUACUAG
Molecule: messenger RNA, 436 nt
Organism: Haliaeetus leucocephalus (bald eagle)
Lineage: Eukaryota; Metazoa; Chordata; Aves; Accipitriformes; Accipitridae
Product: serum amyloid A protein-like
Exons: 4
Coding region: 50-436 (128 amino acids)
Cellular component (GO): extracellular region
Source: RefSeq, a predicted model, not a curated record